CAAUCCGCACCGCUUCAGUGGAUAUCCAACAGAGUACAUGUCGGACUACGAAUCGGACGAGGAGUUUGUCCUGCCGCCGGGCUUUGAGGUCGCGACGGGCGGCGCCAUCACCAAGGCCGCCCUCGACGGCGACCGCGAGCUCUGGCUCUUCCGUGUGCCCAAGGACAUGGAUGCGUCGGCGCUGCAUGGCCUCAACAUGAAGCUGCCCAAGGAGAAGAACGGGUCGCUGCACGUGCCCGUGACGGUCAACGGUUCGACCAAGUCGUAUGCGCUGAAGAGCCAGGACCUGAGCUUGUGCCAGCAGUUGGUCAACAUCGUGCCCGACGCGAUCAACAGCAAGACGUUUGUACCCGGGAAGCCGUUCGCGCGGAGCUUCUCUUUGGUUGAAACGAUCGAGAUUCCGACCAAGACGACGGUCGUGGCUACAUCCGCCACCGAGCCGGCCAAGAAGAAGAAGAAGACGGCGACCGCGGAGCCCGUCGUCGUCGACGCCGAGCCCGUCAAGAAGAAGAAGUCGAAGAAGGUCGCUGCCUAGGGCCGUUCGUUUAUCUAGCCGCUAACCCGUAGAAUUAUGAUACUUUUGCAUGUGUAUAUUUCAAUUCCUUUGUCUAAUUCGACUCGUCAAACUGCAC
Messenger RNA from Saprolegnia diclina VS20, 632 nucleotides. RefSeq lists its product as hypothetical. The coding region runs from base 38 to 535 and encodes 165 amino acids. The transcript is spliced from 3 exons. The record is from RefSeq and is a predicted model, not a curated record. Gene Ontology annotation, biological process: transcription by RNA polymerase I. NCBI's taxonomy places the organism in Eukaryota, Oomycota, Saprolegniomycetes, Saprolegniales, Saprolegniaceae.